CACAGUUUUUAAAAGCAACAAUUAUGAAUGGAUCUGAGGUGUAUGGUGUCGUGUCCUUGCUGGUGUUUCUUCAAAACGCAAUGUGCACAUCUGCUGUAGAAUGCGAGAAUUAAUUUUACGAUCGAUAGCCUAGGCUAUAGGAAAAUGUCAUUUGUUAGGAUUUUUCAAGUUGUAUCAGUGAGUUUUCCAUAAACUUUGCACAUGCAUGUCUGCGGUCCGUGUUGUCGUGUAGCCUACUUUAGAGUGGAAUAAUUUACAAAACAAACAAAUUGUCAAAUAUAAUGGCGGAUCGGACUGCUCCGCGUUGCCAACUGAGAUUAGAAUGGAUCUACGGGUACAGGGGGCAUCAAUGCCGAAACAACCUGUACUACACCGCUGGAAAAGAAGUGGUCUAUUUCGUGGCUGGAGUCGGCGUGGUUUACAAUACCAGAGAACACACUCAGAAGUUUUACCUGGGCCACAACGAUGACAUUAUAAGCCUUGCCCUUCAUCCUGAGAGGUCACUGGUGGCAACAGGUCAGGUGGGGAAGGAGCCCUACAUCUGUGUGUGGGACACCUUCAGUGUACAGACCAUCUCUAUCCUCAAGGACGGACACUCCCAUGGGGUGGCCUGCCUGGCCUUCAGCGCAGAUGGACAGCGGCUGGCUUCUGUGGGGCUGGAUGCCAAAAAUACAGUGUGUGUUUGGGACUGGAAGAAAGGAAAGAUACUGGCCACUGCGACAGGACAUUCAGACAGGAUCUUCGAUAUAUCCUGGGAUCCCUUUCAGCAGAACCGGCUGGUGAGCUGUGGGGUAAAGCACAUAAAGUUCUGGGCUCUCUGUGGCAAUGCGUUGACGCCCAAACGGGGGAUAUUCGGGAAGACGGGCGAUCUACAGACCAUUUUGUGUGUUGCAUCGGCUAAAGAUGAUGUCACAUACUCUGGGGCUUUGAAUGGGGAUAUCUACGUGUGGAAAGGACUGAACCUUUUACGCACGGUGCAGGCCGCUCAUGGGGCUGGGAUCUUCAGCAUGUAUGCCUGUGAAGAGGGCUUCGCCACGGGGGGACGUGACGGUUGUGUCAGGCUCUGGGAUGUGGACUUCAAGCCUAUCACCAAGAUCGACCUUCGGGAGGCUGAGCAGGGGUAUAAAGGGCUGUCUAUUCGUAGUGUGUGUUGGAGGGCAGACCGUAUCCUGGCGGGGACGCAGGACAGUGAGAUCUUUGAGGUGAUGGUUCGGGACAGAGACAAGCCUCUGCUCAUCAUGCAGGGUCACUGUGAGGGAGAGCUCUGGGCUCUGGACGUCCACCCCAAGAAACCGCUUGCGGUGACUGGCAGUGAUGACCGAUCUGUACGGUUGUGGAACCUGGCGGACCAUGCCCUGAUAGCUCGCUGUAACAUGGAGGAGGCAGUCCGCAGUGUGGCCUUCAGCAACGAUGGCUCUCAGCUCGCUCUGGGCAUGAAGGACGGCUCCUUUACCGUGCUCCGAGUCAGGGACAUGACAGAGGUGGUGCACAUUAAAGACAGAAAGGAGGUGAUCCAUGAGAUGAAGUUCUCUCCGGAUGGCAGCUACCUGGCUGUGGGCUCCAAUGACGGCCUGGUGGAUGUGUACGCCGUGGCACAGCGCUACAAGAAGGUGGGCGAGUGUAACAAGUCCUCCAGCUUCAUCACCCACCUGGACUGGUCCAUCGACAGCAAGUUCCUCCAGAGUAACGAUGGGGCUGGAGAACGCCUCUUCUACAGGAUGCCAAUUGGGAAGCACCUGACCACUAAGGAGGAGGUAAAAGGGAUCCACUGGAGCUCAUGGACGAGUGUGAUUGGUCCAGAGGUGAGUGGGAUAUGGCCCAAGUACACCAACAUCAGUGACGUCAACUCUGUGGAUGCCAACUACAGCAGCGCCGUGCUGGUUACUGGAGACGACUUUGGCCUGGUCAAACUGUUCCGCUUCCCCUGCCUAAAGAAAGGGGCAAAAUUCAAGAAGUACAUUGGCCACUCUGCCCACGUGACCAACGUGCACUGGUCUCACGACCUGCAGUGGGUGUUGACCACCGGCGGGGCCGACCACUCUGUAUUUCAGUGGAAGUUCCUGCCUGAGGGCAUCAUGAACGGAGGACUGGAGACCAAUAUACCACAAGAUGGCCAUGCAGAUUCCAACAGUGAGGAGUCUGACUCUGAUGUGUCUGAUGUCCCGGAGCUGGACUCUGAUAUCGAGCAGGAGACACAGAUAAACUACGACCGACAGGUGUAUAAGGAGGACCUUCCGCAGCUGAGGCAGCAGAGCAGAGAGAAGAAGCAGCAGGUCGGCUCCCUAAAGCGCCAGAGAGGCCCAGACGAAGCUCUUCGUCUGAAGUUUGUCCACGGGUACCGCGGCUACGACUGCAGAAACAACCUGUUCUACACCCAGGCGGGGGAGGUGGUGUACCAUGUAGCGGCGGUGGGCGUGGUCUACAACAGAGAGCAACACAGUCAGAGGUUUUACCUGGGCCACGAUGAUGACAUCAUCAGCCUGACCGUACACCCACUCAAAGACUAUGCAGCCACUGGACAGGUUGGCAGGGACCCAGCCAUCCAUGUGUGGGACAUCCAAACCCUGAAGUGCUUCUCCCUGCUCAAGGGCUUUCACCAGAGAGGAGUUUGUGCCCUUGAUUUCUCUGCGGAUGGGAAGAGUCUGGUCUCAGUGGGCAUUGAUGACCACCACUCUAUCAUUGUGUGGGAUUGGAGGAAGGGGGAGAAGCUGGCCACCGCAAGGGGACACAAAGACAAGCUGUUUGUGGUGAAGUGUAAUCCUAUCCUUAUGGACAAGCUGGUCACAGUGGGAAUCAAACACAUCAAGUUCUGGCAGCAUACAGGUGGGGGCCUUAUGUUCAAGCGUGGCAUCUUUGGGAGCCUGGGGAAGCUGGAAACGAUGAUGUCCGUGUGUUACGGUCGGACAGACGAGCUGGUAUUCUCUGGAGCCGCCACAGGGGACAUAUAUGUCUGGAAGGAGCCCAUGCUGCUGAAGACCAUCAAGGCCCACGACGGACCUGUGUUCGCCAUGUACUCCCUGGACAAGGGCUUUGUGACAGGUGGGAAGGACGGGGUGGUGGAGCUGUGGGACGACAUGUUUGAGAGGUGCCUAAAGACCUACGCCAUCAAGAGAGCAGCCCUCUCCCCGGGAUCUAAAGGGCUACUCCUGGAGGACAACCCCUCCAUUCGUGCCAUAACUCUGGGACACGGACACAUCCUGGUGGGAACCAAGAACGGAGAAAUACUUGAAAUCGACAAGAGUGGACCCAUGACCUUGCUGGUCCAGGGUCACAUGGACGGCGAGGUGUGGGGUCUUGCUGCUCACCCCCUGCUCCCCAUAUGUGCCACAGUGAGUGACGACAAAACCCUGCGGAUAUGGGAGCUCUCCACCAACCACCGCAUGGUGGCCGUUCGCAAACUUAAAAAAGGUGGAAGAUGCUGUGCCUUCUCCCCUGAUGGGAAAGCCUUAGCGGUGGGCCUCAAUGAUGGUAGUUUCCUGGUGGUGAACUCUGACACCCUGGAGGACCUGGUGUCCUUCCAUCACAGGAAGGAGUCCAUCUCUGACGUCAGGUUUUCACAAGAUGCUGGUAAAUACCUCGCUGUGGCCUCUCAUGAUAACUUUGUGGAUAUCUACAAUGUGCUGUCCAGCAAGAGGGUGGGAAUCUGCAAAGGAGCUUCCAGCUAUAUCACUCAUAUAGACUGGGACUCUCGUGGUAAAUUGCUGCAAGUAAAUUCAGGUGACAAAGAGCAAUUAUUCUUCGAAGCCCCAAGAGGGAAGAGACAAACCAUACGAAAUUCUGAGAUAGAGAAGAUGGAGUGGGCUACCUGGACGUGUGUCCUGGGUCCCACCUGUGAGGGGAUCUGGCCCACCCACAGUGACAUCACAGACGUCAAUGCCGCCUCGCUCACCAAAGACAAGAAGCUGCUCGCCACCGGAGAUGACUUUGGCUUCCUCAAGCUCUUCAGCUAUCCAGCCAGGGGUCAGUAUGCCCGCUUCAAGAAGUACAUGGGUCACAGUGCCCAUGUAACCAAUGUGCGAUGGGGACAAGAUGAUGCCACGCUACUGACGCUCGGCGGAGCUGACACAGCACUGAUGAUCUGGGCCCUGGAGAGAACCGGAGAGGGUCACAGGGAGAACCCUGUGGACAGCGAGGAGUCAGACGAUGACAUCGAGGAGGACGGAGGGUAUGACAGUGAUGUGGCGAGGGAGAAGAGCAUUGACUACACCACUAAGAUCUAUGCUGUCAGCAUCCGAGACAUGUGUGGCAUCAAACCCCACCAGCAACUGAAGGAGGUGUCGGCAGAGGAAAGGCAGGGCAUUGUCAAGCCUCCUGUUAGCCGAGCUGCUCCCCAACCAGAGAAGCUGCAGAAGAACAACAUCACCAAAAAGAAGAAGCUUGUUGAGGACCUGGUGCUGGACCACGUGUUUGGGUUCAGGGGCUUUGAUUGUCGCAACAACCUUCACUACCUCAACGACGGCGCCGACAUUGUCUUCCACACAGCAGCCACGGCCAUGGUGCACAGCCUUACCACCGGGACUCAGAGUUUCUACUUGGAACAUACAGAUGACAUUCUCUGUUUGACCGUCAAUCAACAUCCAAAAUACAAAAAUGUAAUCGCUACAGGACAGAUUGGUGAAGUGACAGACCUACCAGGCACCACCCCAUCCAUCCACGUGUGGGACGCCAUGAGUAAACAGACACUGUCCAUCCUGCGCUGCUCUCACACUAAGGGGGUUGGCUACGUCAACUUCAGCGCCACAGGCAAGCUGCUGCUCUCUGUGGGGGUGGAGCCUGAACACACCAUCACUGUGUGGCGCUGGCAGGAAGGUGCUAAAGUGACCAGUAAAGGAGGCCAUCCAGACAGGAUCUUCGUAGUGGAGUUCCGGCCAGACUCUGACUCUCAGUUUGUGUCUGUUGGGAUCAAACACAUCAAGUUCUGGAUGCUGGCUGGAGGCUCUCUCAUGUAUAAGAAGGGAGUGGUGGGCUCAGUGGAGGACGGCAGGAUGCAGACCAUGCUGUCUGUGGCCUUCGGUGCUAAUAACCUAACAUUCACAGGUGCCAUAAACGGGGAUGUGUACGUGUGGAGAGAUCACUUCCUGCUUCGUGUCGUGGCUAAAGCCCACACCGGGCCAGUGUUCACUAUGUACACCACACUGAGAGACGGCCUCAUCGUCACAGGGGGCAAGGAAAGGCCUACAAAGGAGGGCGGUGCAGUGAAACUAUGGGACCAGGAGAUGAAACGUUGCCGAGCGUUCCAGCUAGAGACGGGACAGACCGUUGAGUGUGUGAGAUCUGUCUGUCGAGGCAAGGGUAAGAUAUUGGUAGGCACAAAGGAUGGUGAAAUCAUUGAGGUGGGGGAGAAGAACGCUGCGUCCAACAUCCUGAUCAACGGUCACAUGCAGGGCGAGAUCUGGGGCCUGGCCACCCACCCCUCUAAAGACCUGUUCAUCUCUGCCAGCGACGACGGAACCAUCCGCAUAUGGGACCUGGCCGACAAGAAACUGCUGAACAAAGUGAGCCUGGGCCACCCAGCCAAGUGUGCCAGCUACAGUCCUGAUGGGGAGAUGGUGUCUGUGGGCAUGAAGAAUGGGGAGUUCAUCAUCCUCCUCACCAACUCACUAAAGAUGUGGGGCAAGAAACGAGACCGCAGUGCUGCCAUACAGGACAUCAGGUUCAGUCCAGACAAACACCUCCUGGCAGUGGGCUCAGUGGAGAGUACGGUUGACCUGUACGACCUUACCUUGGGCCCCUCGCUCAACCGUGUGGGCUACUGUAAGGACAUCUCCAGCUUUGUUAUCCAGAUGGACUUCUCUGCAGACAGCAUGUUCAUUGAGGUGUCCUCAGGAAACUAUAAGCGCCAGGUGCAUGAGAUGCCUUCUGGGAAAAUUGUGACAGAACAGACUGUGAUUGACAGGAUCACCUGGGCCACCUGGACCAGUAUCCUGGGAGAUGAGGUGCUGGGUAUCUGGCCACGGAAUGCUGAUAAGGCUGACGUCAACUGUGCCUGUGUCUCCCACGCCGGACUCAAUGUGGUCACCGGGGACGACUUUGGGCUGGUCAAGCUCUUUGACUUCCCCUGCACUGAGAAAUUUGCCAAACACAAGCGUUACUUUGGGCACUCGGCACACGUGACCAAUAUUCGCUUCUCCUAUGAUGAUAAAUAUGUGAUCAGCACUGGAGGAGAUGACUGCAGUGUCUUUGUGUGGAAAUGCCUAUAAACCAGAGUAUUUUCUCCACAACCAUGCAUCCAGACUCCUUAGCCUAACACAGUAAGUCUUGGAUUCUGACAAGAAUGCAGCCAGGAUCCCAACGCCUCAAGUGUCUGGCUACGGUCAACCUUUUGCCUGACAUGCUGCAACUAUGUCUCCCCAUCCACCUGUGGGGGAGUAUGGGGUGCAAUACGCUGAUCACUGUACUAUUAAUUCAAGUCUAAGCAUAAGGCAGAGCAGGUAGCUCCUUUUCUAACAGGAAAUCACUUUGAAGCAGAUUUUCUGCCACUAGAAAAUGGUAGAUUUUCUGGCCUAACAAGAAAUUACCAUUUGUGUUUACAUUCUCAUCUACUUUCAAUGAAGGACACAUGAACAGGUUGCACGCCAGCUAUUGAUUUAUAUUUAAACCAUUGAUAAUGGCCGGGAUUCGAUAAGAUUGCGUAUUGUCGACAAUGCAGCUUUUAAAGGCCUCCUGUAGCUCAGUUGGUAGAGCUUGGCGCUUGUAACGCCAGUGUUGUGGGUUCGAUUCCCA
Molecule: messenger RNA, 6723 nt
Organism: Coregonus clupeaformis (lake whitefish)
Lineage: Eukaryota; Metazoa; Chordata; Actinopteri; Salmoniformes; Salmonidae
Product: echinoderm microtubule-associated protein-like 6
Exons: 43
Coding region: 282-6200 (1972 amino acids)
Molecular function (GO): microtubule binding
Source: RefSeq, a predicted model, not a curated record